Messenger RNA from Carcharodon carcharias (great white shark), 3097 nucleotides. RefSeq names its product CCN family member 1-like. Gene Ontology annotation, cellular component: extracellular region. Lineage: Eukaryota; Metazoa; Chordata; Chondrichthyes; Lamniformes; Lamnidae. The record is from RefSeq and is a predicted model, not a curated record. The coding region runs from base 140 to 1237 and encodes 365 amino acids. Gene Ontology annotation, biological process: signal transduction. Gene Ontology annotation, molecular function: protein binding. The transcript is spliced from 5 exons.
GAGUGACUGGCAGAGACAGACAGACAGACAGAGUGACUGACAGAGACAGAGUGUGUGUGAUAUCAGAGGGAGAGAGUUGCAGGGAGGAGCAGUCAGUGUAGCCCCAGAAUCCGAGCCCCUCAGUUUGUACAGACGGGAGAUGGAGCAGCGGGUGUUUCUGACUCUGCUGCUCUCCGUGGCUCCUACUCUGGUGAGAGGGGACUGCCCGCUGGAGUGUAGCUGCCCCUCGGCUCCGGCCCGCUGUCCUCCCGGGGUCAGUGUGGUCCUGGACGGCUGCGGUUGCUGCAGAGUCUGUGCCCAGCAGCUGAAUGAUGACUGCAGCCUGGAGAAACCCUGUGACUAUCUGAAAGGAUUGGAGUGUAACCAGGGCGCCAGGCUGGCAGGAAGCAGCGGGAUCUGCAGAGCCAAGUCGGAAGGCAGGACCUGCGAGUACAACGGGAGGAUCUAUCAGAACAGCGAGAGCUUUCAGCCCAGCUGCAAGCACCAGUGCACCUGUAUAGAUGGGGCGGUGGGAUGCAUCCCACUCUGCCCCCAGGAGCUGCCCCUGACUGGGAUGAACUGCCCUUACCCCCGCCUGGUGAAAGUGCCCGGGCAGUGCUGCGAGAAGUUUGUCUGCGAUAAAUUGGCUUCGAAAUACCGCGGAGUGCCCUUUCAUGACCUCUCUGCCCUCGCUGCCCUCAGCACCAACAAGCUGCUCCACAGAAAGCACCUCUCCCUGGGGAACCUCGCUGCUUGGAGACCCCUGUUUGAAGGGCACCGAUUGGCCCAGAAGAAGUGUACCAUCCAGACCACCCAGUGGUCUGAGUGUUCGAAAACUUGUGGCAUGGGCUUGUCGACCAGGGUUAGCAAUGAUAAUCCCGAGUGCAAGCUGAAGAAAGAGACACGGCUGUGCCAGCUUCGAGCUUGCAAUCAGACUGCUGAGCCCAGGCUGAAGAAAGGAAAGAAAUGCACCAGAACCCAGAAGGCCACCGAACAGGUUCGCUUUACUUACGCCGGCUGCAAAAGUGUGAAGAAAUACCAGCCAAACUCCUGUGGCCUGUGCAUAGACCAACGCUGCUGCUCGCCACUAAAGACCCGAACAAUUCGUGUCCGGUUCCGCUGCAAGAAUGGCGAGAGCUUCAACAAGAACAUGAUGAUGAUCCAGUCGUGUAAAUGCAGCUACAACUGUCCCCACCUGAAUGAGGUGGUCCAGCCAUACUUCAGACUGCACAAUGACAUCCACAAGUUCUCAGAAUAAAAGCCAGCCUUUAAACCCUACCCUUUAGAACUCUGGUGAGAAUCUGGGCUGAAGGAAAGGCAGGUGGCCAAUCUGAUCGGAAUAUUCAGCCUCCUGUUGUAGUGCCAGGAAGAGACCACAGUCAAGAAUGUGCUGAGAACAGACAGUCUCAUUUUGGAUGAGGCUAUUGCGUCUGGUGUAAUCUUCAAACAAGAAUGAGCUCCAUUACUCUGCAGAGUAGCCAUGUAAGACUAUAACUUUCUCCUCUGUCCAUGGGAGUGAGGAACUGUGUCCAGCAUAAGGUGAUGCAGGUUGCUUCACAGCAGUCAGAGCAGGACCAUAGUCAACUGUAGUGCCUCUCUGUUGGGAGGGGGGAUCUGAGAUUUAUUUAAAUAUUUGUAACUGGACUAUGGGCUUUCAUCAAUGAAUACUUUUGCUUACAGCCUGCAACAACAGAACUGAAUUGAGCCCCCUUGGCAGUUGCUCUCUGCAGCUAAGCUCUUGCUUAUUAUCUCUGUGACGAUUUGUGAUGGUUCCUCUAUAUUUUAACUUGCACAGCCAUCUUGGAGUUUAUGAAGUGGCUUUGUUUCAGAAGCCUGUACCUUUAACCUUUAUUUUGUGUAUGUGUGUGUGCGUGUGUGUGUUUGUGCGUAUUUGUGCGGGUGUGUGUGUGUGCGUGUGUGUGUGUGCGUGUAUGUGUGUGUGCCUGUGAGUCAGAUUGUGUUUUCAUGUCUGGAAUUGACUUACUGUAUCCUGUAUCAUCCGACUGAUGGACUUGUUUACAGUGCAAAGGGGACAGUGCUGUUUUUGUUCUGAUGUCACGGGUCUCAAUCGGGGCUCAUGACAAUUUAAAAAGCACAUGAUGCCAUGGGAGAGUUGCCUGAUUUUCAGCUAGGGUGAGGUGCUUUUGCAUAGCCUCGCUUGCACAAGGUCAGUUUGGAACUCGGUUGGAGGCUACCAGAUUCCUCUGCUCCCUCCUUAACGGACCAGGUGCAAGAGCUGCUGACCAUGCAUAGGAACAGUGAAAUCUAGAGUGGGAGCAGGGAAUAAAAGGCAAGAGAGGGCACUGGCACUGUGUUGUCUAACUGCCAGGUCUUGGGACCUGGUAAUCUGUGCUGGUUAGUUGAAUUCAAUUAUUUUUAAACCCAGCUGUUGUUACGAAAGGCCCAGUUGCCACUGGUUCCUGGGAUUUCUGCUGGUAGAUAUACCGCUUGGACUGUGUGCUCAGUGACUUUAUAAGACAGGAUGAGACAUAGGAGCAGAAGUUGGCCUUCAGCCUAUCAUGCUGCUCUGCCAUUCAAUGAGAUCAAGGCUGAUCUGAUAAUCCUCAACUCCAAUUUCCUGCCUUUUCCCCACACCCCUCGAUUCCCUCACUGAUUAAAAAUCUGCCUAUCUCCGCCUUGAAUAUACUUAACCGUUCUCAACAGCCUGAACCAGCCAAAAGUUCAACACACUGACGAUGAGCUUAUUACCCUGACUGGCUUCUAGUUUCAAAGCUUGACAAUGGAGUCCUCCUGUGAAGGUGGUUUUGAAAUCUGGUUCUUUGGUGGAACAAAAGGGUUCAGUAUCUAAAGCUGGUUCACCCUGCGUGGGCCUGAAAUGUCUGCUUCAGUGUUGCUGCUCGUGUUGACUGUGAGAAAUGUCAGGAUUGUAAUGCCGCUUAGACACAUUCCCCAUCCCAUUACCAGUAUUGCUCCUUGGCAAAAAAGAUCAGCUGCAGUUGGCGGCUGAAUCAUAGUCGAACCAUUCACUCCUGUAUCGUGUAUUUAUCAAAGUGUGGCAUAUUUUUUAUUUUGGAUAUAAAUUGUAAUAUAGUGGAUUUUAAAAUAUGUAUUUUUGAAAAUUAUAAGGAUUAAAUAAAUUUAUUUUAUAGAAAUCAAA